Molecule: messenger RNA, 3883 nt
Organism: Dinoponera quadriceps
Lineage: Eukaryota; Metazoa; Arthropoda; Insecta; Hymenoptera; Formicidae
Gene: sl
Product: 1-phosphatidylinositol 4,5-bisphosphate phosphodiesterase gamma-1
Exons: 20
Coding region: 113-3694 (1193 amino acids)
Biological process (GO): positive regulation of epithelial cell migration; phospholipid catabolic process; phosphatidylinositol-mediated signaling
Molecular function (GO): protein binding; phosphatidylinositol-4,5-bisphosphate phospholipase C activity
Source: RefSeq, a predicted model, not a curated record
UAUCAGAAUCAAAUUUUGAAUUUUAUUUUUCUUCGAGGAAAACUUGGUGGUAUAUGUUUACACAUAGUCACAUAUUAUCAACGUUUCAGUGAGCAUAUAUAACUUUUGAAAAAUGAAUGGGAUUAUUCCUGAAAUGGAACAAAUUAUUAGUCAACUUGAGAGGGGUACUGUAGUAACUAAGUUUUUCCCAAGAAAACGACCAGAAAAGAAAACUCUUAUGAUACGAAGAGAAACUAGGCAGAUUGUAUGGUCAAGAAGUACAACAUUCAGACCUUUUGAUGGUUCAGUGGAAAUAAGAGAAGUUAAGGAAAUAAGAAUAGGAAAGCAAUCAAAAGAUUUUGAAAAGUGGCCAGAAGAUGCUAAAAGAAUUGAGAAUUUGAGAUGCUUUGUUAUAUAUUAUGGAUCAGAAUUUAGAUUAAAAACUCUUUCUAUAUCUGCUCUUAGUGAAAAAGAAUGUGAAUUAUGGGUUAAAGGAUUACGUCAUUUAGUACAAGAUACCAUAACUGCACCAUAUCCUUUACAAGUAGAGAGAUGGCUUAGAAAAGAAUUUUAUGCCAUGGAAAGUUCCCGUGAAACAAUCACUAUGAAGGAUAUAAAAGCAUUUUUACCUAGAGUUAAUUGUAAAAUUGCCACAAAUAGACUUAGAGAGUUGUUUCAAGAAGUGGAUGUAAGAAAUCGGAAUGAACUGGGCUUUGAUGAUUUUGUUAUUCUAUACCACAAACUAAUGUUCGAUCAGAAUAAUCUUGCGGAUUGGAACAAAUUAUCAAGUUACUCCCAAACUAAACAGACUGUUACUCUCCAUGAAUUUCAAAACUUCUUAAUAACUGAACAACAAGAUGACUUAGGCAACAAUGAGUUAGAAAUAUCGCGUUUCAUUAGGGAGUAUUUACAAGAUCCCCAAAGAGAUAUACAAGAACCGUAUUUUACUUUUUCAGAAUUUAUUGAUUUUUUGUUUUCCAAGCAAAAUGACAUAUGGGAUCAAAAAUUUAAUCAAGUUUCUCAAGAUAUGACUCUGCCUCUUGCAUACUAUUGGAUAGCGUCUUCGCAUAACACGUAUUUGAUGGGAGAUCAGAUAAGCAGUGAAAGCAGCUGUCAAGCUUAUGUACGUGCGCUAAGAGCAAGUUGUAGAUGUAUUGAACUUGAUUGUUGGGAUGGUCCAGACGGGAUGCCAUUUAUAUUUCAUGGACAUACUCUCACUACUAAAAUUAAAUUCUUGGAUGUUAUUAAAACUAUUAAAGAACAUGCUUUCGCUACAUCCGAGUAUCCUGUAAUUUUGUCUAUCGAGGAUAAUUGUACUUUACCGCAACAACGUAAAAUGGCGACGACUAUGCAAGAGAUAUUUGGAGACAUGCUUUUAGUUCAACCCGUUGACAAAAAUGAAACUUUUCUACCUUCUCCAUACGCAUUGCGUAGGAAAAUUUUACUAAAACACAAAAAACUUCCCGACGGUGUCGACGAAUCAUCAUUUCUUGUCCGAAAUGAUGAAAGCAGACAAGAAAUGGAUCUCAGAAAUACUGUGAAAAACGGGAUUCUUUAUUUGGAAGAUCCUGUUGACAGAGAAUGGAAUCCUCAUUUUUUUGUACUAACACAACAGAAGUUGUUUUACACAGACACGUUUUCUAAAACACAAGACACUGAACAUGAUGAUGACGAUGAAAGCAGUAUUCGGAGAUCGUCAGAUGGUGCACCAAAUGAUGAAUUGCAUUUCGGGGAGAAAUGGUUUCACGGAAAAUUGGCGAGAGGAAGGGAGGAAGCUGAAGAAUUGUUGCAACGUUAUUCUUAUCUCGGAGAUGGUACUUUCCUCGUACGGCAAUGCGUCACAUUCGUGGGUGAUUACUGUUUGUCAUUUUGGCGCAAAGGAAAAGUGAAUCAUUGUCGUAUCAAAUUGAAACAAGAAAUGGGACAAACGCAAUAUUAUCUCAUCGAUACCAAUUGUUUCGAUAGUUUAUACAGUUUAAUUAUUCAUUAUCGUAAUCAUCCGCUUAGAAGUCAAGAGUUUUUAAUCACCUUACAAGAACCAGUGCCUCAACCAAAUAAACAUGAAGAAAAAGAAUGGUGGCACUCUGAAUGUACUCGAACUGCGGCAGAAGAGAUGUUAAAACGGAUACCAACAGAUGGCGCGUUCCUAGUAAGACCUAGUGAAAGGGAAAAUAAUUGCUAUGCAAUUUCAUUUAGAGCAGAAAAGAAAAUAAAGCACUGUAAAAUAAAACUUGAAGGAAGACUGUAUACUACUGGAACUGUACAGUUUGAAAGCUUAGUCGAAUUAGUGAAUUAUUAUGAACGGCAUACAUUGUAUAAAAAAAUAAAAUUAAGCCAUCCUGUCAAUCAGGAUAUUAUCAGAAGGAUGGGGUUGGAUAAUGAUGAUGGAUCUGUUUAUGGUAUCCCAGGAUAUAUGGAUCCGACAAGUUUCACAUCAAAGGUUACGGUUAAGGCUAUUUAUGAUUAUAAAGCUAGAAGAGACGAUGAAUUGACAUUAGUCAAGCAUGCUAUAAUUACUAAUGUCAAUCCGCAAAGCGGAGGUUGGUGGAGAGGUGAUUACGGUGGCAAAAAGCAACAUUGGUUUCCCGCUAAUUAUGUAGAACAAAUCGAUCAACAAGAGAAUCAGAGUGAUUCAGCAGAUUCUAUGAUGCUUGGUAGCUUGCAGAAAGGUUCGUUAGAUAUAAUGGGCGCUGUAGUAGAAUUAACUGUUUGCCAAGAAAGGGCAGGUUUGGAAUGGAUGUUAAGGAUACAAAAUCCUAGUAUGUGUUCGGUAUUUGAAGUUGCAACACCUUCAAAAGACGCCGCGUUGGAAUGGAUGUCCAGUAUCAAAGAGACUGCACAAAAUGCAAGUGUUAGGGAGAAUCAACACAAAGAAAUGGAAAGGGCAUGGAGAAUAGCUAAGGAAAUGUCCAAUCUUAUAGUAUAUUGUAGAUCAGUUGCAUUUAACAUAGAGAGGAUAAAAACUAGGGGAUUUACAUUUAAUGAGAUGAGCAGUUUUCCUGAGACAAAGGCUGAGAAAUUGAUGUGUCAACAAGAGAACAAAUUUUUCAUGAAAUAUCAUCAGAUUCAAUUCAGUAGGGUUUACCCAAAAGGACAACGUAUCGAUUCGUCUAAUUAUAAUCCUGUGCCAAUGUGGAAUUCUGGUUGUCAGAUGGUAGCUUUGAAUUAUCAGACUGGAGAUAAAUCGAUGCAAAUAAAUCAAGCUAAAUUUAGAGAAAAUGGCAAUUGCGGUUAUUUACUAAAACCAGAAUUUAUGUGCAGACAUGACUUUAACCCGUACGACAAAAGCUUGUUGUACGGAAUUGAUUCACUCAAGAUCAAUUUGACAAUUAUCGGAGCUAGACAUUUGAUGAGGUCGGGAAGAGGCACUGCCAGUCCAUCCGUCGAGGUCGAAAUAGUGGGUGCGGAUUUUGACUCGGGGGUGAAAUUGACGACAAAAACUAUACCGGAUAAUGGAUUUAAUCCGAUGUGGGGUGAAACGUGCGAAUUUGAAGUAUUUAAUCCAUAUUUCGCUCUUAUAAGAUUUUUAGUGCAGGAUGAAGAUAUGUUUGGCGAUAGUAACUUUAUAGGACAAGCUACUUAUCCGGUACGAUGUUUAAGGACAGGAUAUAGGAGUGUCCCUUUGAAAAAUAUGUACAGUGAAGAUCUUGAGCUGGCUUCUUUAUUAGUACAUAUUAAAAUUAUGCAUUCGUCAGGGCAUAUAAUGGAUACAUAAAUCAACGAAAAAUUAAAUCUGCGCCUCAAAAAAUAUAUAUAUAUAUAUAUAUAUAUAUAUAUUCAAUAUGUGAGUUAAUAAAGCGCUUCCAAAAACAAAGUACUGCAGAUACAGAAUCUUCGGAAGUUUCGUAAGGAUAAUGCCAAAUCAUGAUUGCUCCGUCGGCACUGGUUGUUACUAUAUGUUUAC